GGGCGACGGGGACACGGAGACCGCAGCGGCCCUCGAGGGGAAGUCCGCCGUGGCGCUCUACUUCGCGGAUGCCUCCGAGGCGAGCAAGGAGUUCACGGCCACCUUCGGCAAGGCAUACAACGAGGCCCUCAGCGACAAGGGGCUGGAGGUGGUCUUCGUCCCGUGCUGCGAGUCCGAGGAGGAGGCGGGCGGCGUCUUCGAAGAGAUGCCCUGGCUCAUGCUGCCCUUCGACUGCGAGGCGGAGCGGCAGGCCCUGGUCGAGAAGUUUCACGGGGGCGCCGCCCCGGUGCUGGUCAUCCUGGACGCGGAGGCACAGCUCAUCACCGCCGAGGGCGUGGCCAAGGUGACCCAGGACCCGCAGGGGGACGGGUUCCCGUGGCAGACACCAGUCCUGACGGAGCAGGAGGUCCUCGUCAGGAUGGGCACGGUGCCGCCAGAGGCGGGCCAGAGCGGCCUCAAGGGGAUCUUCAUCAACAGCAAGAACUACCUGAGUCUCGGCCUCGUGGACCAGCAGGAGGAGGACGACGACGUGCCGUUCUCGGGGAUGAAGCUCAAGCCCUACUGCAAGGUGGACAAGGCCGGGGCGCUCGAGGAGGUCAAGAAGAUGGGCUUCGCGUCGGACUGGCACCAGCAGCACAAGGAGAUAGAGAAGUUCGGGGGCGCGGAGCUGCUCCUCAUGUUCGAUCCGGAGAAGGCCUUCGGCGAGAAGAUGGUCUGGUGCACAACACUGGACGCAUACAACCGGGAGUGGGAGCGGAUCCAGGGCCUCCGGAACGCCGUCGUCGCGGAGUUCGAGGCGAGCCUCCGCCCAGGCUCGGGCGGCGGCACGGGUGGUGCCCAGGAGGGCGAAGCGGAGGAGGAGCGGGAGGACGACAUAGUUGUCCGUGACGCGCCGAAAGAUUGCGGAGAGUGGAAGUCCAAGACGAUGGAGGAUACCCACAACGAGGUAAAGAACUUCACGGUGCACAACUCGCGUCCUAAGAUGCAGAUCAUGAUCAUGCGCCCCCGCUUGCAAUUCGGCAAGCCGUUCAAGUUCACGGACUCUGGCGAGAACAUCAACGGGGCGAGGCCGCAGAAGGACCCAAACUUUUCCCUCUUCCGCAAGGAGCUGGAGCUGGGCAUACAGGCCGUCAAGGAGACGAGGUCCAUCGCUUGCCAGACCACUUGGUACCGGCCCGUGAACAAGUCGACCCAGUACUCGCCGAACGACUUCCUGCCGAAGCAGACGGACGCUGGCUACGACAAGGUGGACGAGCUCACAGAGUUUCUCGCGUUCGUCAGCGUUGGCGUCGAGGAAGCCCUGCAGACCAACGAGACCGUCGACAUCUUCCAGGAGGAGUUCGCGCACCUCGGAGAGGCGGACGCUGGCACCACCUCGGACGCCAACUCGGGCAUCAAGGACCUGAGGACCUUCCAGGACGUGAACCUCACCAAGGGCAAGCGCAUCGAGUGCGUGGAGUGGGUCCCCGGCUCCACGGACAUGCUCGCGUGCUCCUGCUGCGAGAGCCUCCCGUUCUCCGAGCGGCUGGAGAGCUCCGGCAAGGCCACGGACAGCACGAUCCUGAUCUGGUCCUUCCAGGACCCCCUGGCGCCCCACGCGAUCCUGAAGUCACCCUGGGAGGUCCCGGUGUUCAAGUUCUACCCCAGCGACGAGAAGUUUCUGGUCGCGGGGCUCAGCAGCGGGCAGGUGGCGGUGUGGAAGCUCUCCGACGCCGACCUCGGCCACGCGGUGCGGGAGAAGGGUAAGGGCGCGCAGGAGGACGAGCGGAGCUCUGCCACGCCGAUGGUGAGGCACAAGCAGAUGUCCAUCAUCGACGAGUCUCACAGGAAGCCCGUCAUGGCUAUCGAGUGGCUCCCGCCCACUAUCGAGAUCGAGAAGAGGGGUCGCGGCGCAAGCGAGAAGCACCCCAAGGACGGCCCCGUGAAGUACUUCGUCACCAUCGCCGGCGACGGCCAGGUUCUGAUCUGGAACUUCCAGGAGGUCCUGGACUCCAUCAACGACGCGGACUUCCUGUGGCAGCCGAUACACAGCGGCAACCGCCGGGUGCAGCUGCAGCGCCAGGACAGCGGCACAGAGAUGGGGUGUUGCCACCUCCUCUACUGUAGCGACAGGUACGACGACAAGGGCGUCAAGCUGCUCACACAGUUCUAUGCCUCCACGGAGGAGGGGGAGCUGAUCCUUGGCGACUGGGCCGCGCGCGCGGAGGAGGACAGGAAGGCGGAGUUCGUCAAGAAGAUCUUCCCCGUCUCCAAGACCUUCCGGCCGAUGCUCUCUCUGGAGCGGUCCCCGUUCUUCCCGGAGAUCAUCCUGGGCGUCACGGACUGGGCGUUCUUCCUCUGGAAGGACGGCGUCAAGGAGCACCUGUUCCAGUCCUCCUACACCUCCACGUACUUCACGCGCGGCGUCUGGAGCCCCACCCGCCCGUCGGUCAUCUUCCUGGGCCUCACCAGCGGCGGGAUCGACAUCUGGGACUUCAGCGACCAGUCCCACAAGGCCGCGCUCUCCGACGCCGGCGCCUCCGUCCCCAUCGCCUCCAUGGUCUUCCGAAAGCCCGGAGACCGCGACGCGAUCGGGGAGCAGCUGCUGGCCGUGGGCGACUCGCAGGGCACGCUCCACGUGCUCGGCGUGCCGAAGAACCUCGUGAGGCCGGCCGGCAAGGAGAAGCACACGAUGGCGAGGUUCCUCGAGCGGGAGGAGGCCCGCGUCAAGUACUUCGAGGAGCGCCGCCACGCACUGGCCGAGCUGCGGGAGAAGAUGGAGAAGGAGGAGCAGAUUGCCGUGGACAAGGACGCCGCAGAGAAGGGGAAGUCCUCUGAGAAAGACCAGGAAGUCGCGGACAAGGCGGCCGAGGCCAUGUACCAGAAGCUUGAAGCCGAGGUCCUGGAGCAGCUCAAGGGCUGA
This is a messenger RNA of Prorocentrum cordatum, 2902 nucleotides long. The record is from the annotation of a GenBank genome assembly. NCBI's taxonomy places the organism in Eukaryota, Dinophyceae, Prorocentrales, Prorocentraceae.